GGGAGGAAGAAAGGGGAUUUUAUUUUCCCACGGCUGGUCCAGGCCUGUUGGCUGAUGCAUCCAGAGCAUGUAGGCCGGACUGCCUUCAGCACUGACACAGUUUGUGAUUCCCUGUGGGGGUAUGAGAGAGUCUUAGAUAGAGUUUCCUCCUGGUGCCACCAGUGUUAUUAAUAAACACAAAGUGUGCCUCUGUUUUCCUAGAGACAGACACACUGCAGAGUUAAAGUUAAAAGCUGUUCACAGCUCCUCGGACCGUCAUCUCCAGACAAACUUGACUCUUGUCCAUGGACAAUCAAUCAUCAGCAGAGAAUGGGAAAGACACGCCAUCUACUGAGGACUCACACGUUAGAUUUGUUGAGGAUAUCACAAACUCUGACACAGAGACAGUCAUUCCUCUAGAUGAGUGUGCACCACAUCCCGGCAUACAAAUGGACCAGGCAGUCAUGGACAGCUUGGGGCAACUUUUCGACCACUGUAUCCAGCAAGUGUCCCAGCUAGAGAUGCAGAGGAACGAGCUGAUCCGAGAGCUCCUCCGCCUGCAGGAGCCCAUGCUGCGAGUGGUGGAGCACCUGAGAGGGAAGCUGGUGGAGAUGCAGAGGAUGCUCACUCUGGCUCAGCUGGAUUAUAUUGCUGUUCAUGAGGAAGUACAGCAGGUGAAGAGGAAGCUGUUUGUCACGGCCAGAGACUGCAUCCAGAGCCAGGUAACACUGGCUGCACACGAAUAUGAGGUGGCUCAGUCUGCUGUCACACAGGAGGAGCUCAAGGCCCACAUCCAAAGCCUGAACCAGGAGUUGUCCAAGCUCCGGGAUGCCUACAAGAACCAGCUAAACUCCCUGAGAGACCAGGCCACUAAGCCCUCCAGGCCCAGGGCCAUGAGUGACGUCAGCCAGUGUCGGCAGGCUUCUGUAAGACUGCAGCGGAGGCUCAGCGGCAGCGUGCAGGCACUGGAGGGCUGGUAUGAGCCUCGGCUCCUGAUGCUGCUGAAGAGAAGGCAGAUAGGGGAGGAUGCCUUGAGGAAGAGCAGGGAACAGGCGAUAGACCUGAGGGCCAGCUUGGGGCCCCUGAAAGAGGAUCUACAGAGGCUGGACUUGCAGAGAACCUGUCUGGAGCAGAGGAUCUCGCUGAUGGAGAGAGAGAGGGAGGAGAGCGUCACCCAACACAAGGAGACAGUGGAGACAUUAAAAGAUACUCUGAGGGAAUUACAAGUGGAGUACGAGGUUCAAAGAAAAUCUAAGAAAGAUUUGGAGGAGCAAAAGGAUGGACUUUUAAGAGAGCUGAAAUCUCUGAAAGGCUGUGAUGAAUCGAGUGAAACUACUGCAGAGGAGGAUCCCUAAUUUAGUCUCCAAUGGAUAUUCUUAAACUGAUUAUCUACACCAGACCAAAUUACAGCACUGAAUUUACGUUGAACGUAAUUAGUCAGAUAAUUUACCUGUUCCAUCUCAUUUACAUAUCAGCUCAUACUUUACGGGAUAUUACUCUUAUGUGACAACAUCUGCUCUGCCAAGAAACAAAACACAAAAGACUCACUGUAAAUAUUUUAUUACGAAUAUACUUAAGUACACAAACGAACAGAUGCAGCGCAGAAAAACAAACAAAACUGGAAAGAAACACAUACAAGUGACGCAACUCGCAUUCUGGAAAGUGAAUAUUACGAACAUAAAACAAAGAGGAACCUAUAGUAUGUACAAUAUUUAUUAAAAAUGGAUCUCUGUAGAAAUGUCUAAUCCAAGUCUAAUCCGAAUAUUGAUGAACACCUCUGUGAUGCAUGAAGCCAGAGUCGACUUCUGAGAAUCUGAAAACCUAAAAAGAUCUAAAGAAAUUUGACCAGUACAGAUUUAAUUUAAAUACUUCACGAUAUGGUGAUGGCACAGCCUUUUUGUUCUUUAAAGUUUCUACAAAAUCACUGCUGCCCAAAAUGUGUUUUAAAAAGACAUCGCUGAUUGCGCACGCAGCACUGGAACGUGGAUCCAUUUUUAGCAAGCAGGUCAAAUGAAGAGACGUGGAGACUGGACUCAUGCCUGGACCUCUGAAUCUGCAGCACCCUCUGAGUCCUCGUCGUUGUAGAUAUUUUCAGCCUGUUGUAGAAACCAUUCAAAAAUAUAAUCACUAACUGCUUUUAAAUGAUAAUAAAAGCACA
Larimichthys crocea (large yellow croaker) is the source of this 2137-nucleotide messenger RNA. RefSeq names its product syncoilin. Bases 285 to 1334 code for a protein of 349 amino acids. Lineage: Eukaryota; Metazoa; Chordata; Actinopteri; Sciaenidae. The record is from RefSeq and is a predicted model, not a curated record. The transcript has 6 exons. Gene Ontology annotation, cellular component: intermediate filament.